This is a messenger RNA of Echinostoma caproni, 555 nucleotides long. NCBI's taxonomy places the organism in Eukaryota, Metazoa, Platyhelminthes, Trematoda, Plagiorchiida, Echinostomatidae. The record is from the annotation of a GenBank genome assembly.
AUGCAACAUACUGAAUGUCCCUUGUUAACCCUGAACUCUACCGUAUCAUACAAAUACAUUGUUCGACCGGAGGAAAGAGAAUUCCCGCUCGCAUUCAGUUUGAUCGUUUAUACCGAUGCUGACCGGGUGCUCCGGCUGUUUCGUGCUAUCUACCGUCCACACAAUUACUAUUGUAUUCACAUCGAUCGGAAAAGCAAACCGGAAUUCGUGAACGUUACUGAACGGCUAAAACAAUGUCCCGGAGUGUCGCACAAUGUGUUCUUUGUUGAGUCGGCUAAUCGAACGGAUGUCCACUGGGGUUGGAUCAGUGUACUGGACGCGGAUUUGAGCUGCGCGCGUAUCCUGUUGGAGCGUGCACCCGGUGCUUGGAAAUAUUGGAUCAAUCUGACCGGUCAGGAAUUUCCGUUGCGUACGAAUUGGGAAUUGGUUCGGGCUCUUCGUUUGUUGAACGGAUCGAAUAUUGUGCAAGCAAUCUAUCGUUGGCGCAACGGAAAUCGAUGUCCUCCCCAAGAAACACUUCCUUUCAAUGUGAGCAGAAGCAUAUUUCACCUGUAG